Messenger RNA from Spinacia oleracea (spinach), 1248 nucleotides. RefSeq lists its product as uncharacterized. The record is from RefSeq and is a predicted model, not a curated record. The transcript has 2 exons. Bases 174 to 980 code for a protein of 268 amino acids. NCBI's taxonomy places the organism in Eukaryota, Viridiplantae, Streptophyta, Magnoliopsida, Caryophyllales, Amaranthaceae.
GUCGGCGCGGUUAAAGGUUCUGAAAUCUGAGAAUCUUCUGUCUUCUCCCCGCCACCUUCAAGUGUUCUUGCUACUGGGUUUCUUGCUACUUCGUUCGGCUGUUUCCUACACCCAGAUUAUCAGAAUUUCUCUUUUCUUCGCUCUUAUCCGUUUUUAAGUUAGUUGAUUGGUUUAUGUACUCUGGAUAUAGAAUGGUAGGUAUGGAUGCUCAAGGGAUUCAUGAGAAAUCAAUAGAAAGGGAUUUUGUCUCCAAAGAGUCUUUGGAGCCUUGUGGUCAGGCAAAUGGAAAUUUGUUAUUUCAGUUGAAAGAUAGUGGUACACCAACUACAGCAGCUGGUGGCGAAUGCAAUAACAAGAGAUCUGUUUUAUGCCCUAUUACGCCUACUCCUCGUAGAGAAAAUGGGGAUUCUGUUUUUGUGGCUAGCACCCCUUUGUCAGUGGAAUCUCCUCAGUCACCGAAUGUGGACAGCUUCAAUUCUACAAGAAAUGAAGAAGUUGUGGCUGUAGGUCUUGAUGCUAGCCCUCGCACACCAAAUGAGGGUGUUUUUGAUCCGUUUGCCCCAGGUCCUGAUGAGAUGCUUCUCGCUCCUAUUUGUAAAAAGCUUGUGAGAGAGUCUCGUAGAAUUGUUGCCCGGCGGCUUAAUUUUGAUGAUCUUGAUGAUUUGCCUGCAUCUAAGGAGGAUAAUGAAAAUGACGAUUUUACUGCAUCUAAGGAGGAUAAUGAAAAUGAGGAUUCCCUUAUAGAGAAGGUGUUGCUGGAAACAGUCUAUGGAACUCUUCUGGAAGCUAUUAUCUUGAAACAGUCAGAGGAGUUUUUUGCUGAAAACCAGCCUUUGAAAUCGGAGGAUCCUCGUACACCAUCCUCCCCGCCACCUCCCUUGAUGGGAUUUGCUGAGACCUGCCCUGGAGCUCCCGUGAAGGCUGCCAAUGGAAAGUCAAGGAAUAUUGACGCGGCACUGUGCAGGAAGCUUGAAUUUUAGUUACUCCCAGCUUUGGUCAGAGAAGGCCUGAGUGUUCAAUACUGACUUAUUGUUUUUGGUGCUCCACAGACACAAGCAUAUCCGCGUACAUUGCUGACUCCAAGGGUUGCAAGUCCUUUACUGUUGUAUGUGUAUUCUAGACCCCUGUAUGUUCACCUCUUAGUUAUAGUGAUUCACCCUUUAGAGAGGUGUUAGAUUAUUAUGCCCUUGUACAGCUGUUUUAGACACUCAAUUUGUGCAAUAAUCUGCCAGUGCAAGAUUCGCUUGA